ACCUUUGUAAACUGGGCUACCGUAUAAAAGGAUGCAGCAGCAGUUGCAGGGGUACCUUUGGCCCAGCUCUCCAGGCCUCUCUGGUCUCAGAGGAAUCCUCAUCAUGAAGCUGCUUUCCUGCGUCCUGUUGCUUACCCUGGCCCUGGGAAGGGCUCACUCAGAAGACCCCCCACAUCCACCUGGGCAUGGAGGUGCAGGACUUCCACCACAUCCACCUGGGCAUGGAGGUGCAGGACUUCCACCACAUCCGCCUGGGCAUGGAGGUGCAGGACUUCCACCACAUCCACCUGGGCAUGGAGGUGCAGGACUUCCACCACAUCCACCUGGGCAUGGAGGUGCAGGACUUCCACCACAUCCACCUGGGCAUGGAGGUGCAGGACUUCCACCGCAUGCACAUGGACAUGACCAUGGACAUGACCAUGGACAUGACCAUGAACAUGACCAUGACCAUGACCAUGAACAUGGGCAUGAAGGACAUGACCUUGACCGCUGUGCAGGUCUUGAGAUGGAUGCUGUUGCAGUGAAUGAAGAGGGAAUCCCAUACUUUUUCAAGGGUGACCAUUUAUUCAAGGGCUUCCACGGCCAUGCCGAGUUCUCCAAUAAGAGUUUCGCUGAGUUGGACGAUCAUCAUCACCUGGGCCAUGUGGAUGCUGCUUUCCACAUGCACUUUGAAGACAACCCCGACGACCACGACCGCAUGUUCUUCUUCUUGGACAACAAGGUGUUCAGCUUUUACAAGCACAAGCUGGAGGAUGGCUAUCCCAAGGAUAUCUCUGAAGUCUUCCCUGGAAUCCCUGACCAUCUGGAUGCUGCAGUGGAAUGUCCUCAUCCAGAGUGCCCCAACGACUCCGUUAUCUUCUUCAAAGGGGACGAAAUCUACCACUUCGAUCUUAAAAGCAAGGCUGUAGAGGAGAAAGAGUUCAAGUCCAUGCCGAACUGCACGUCAGCUUUCCGCUUCAUGGAGCACUACUACUGCUUCCACGGGCACAUGUUCUCCAAAUUCGAUCCAAAGACUGGUGAAGUGCACGGCAAAUACCCCAAAGAGGCCCGCGACUACUUCAUGAGAUGCUCCAAGUUCAGUAAUAGCAGCGACCAUGUGGAGAGAGAGCGCUGCAGCCGUGUUCACCUGGAUGCCAUCACAUCAGACAACGCUGGAAACAUUUAUGCCUUCAGAGGCCACCAUUACCUCCAUAAAGAUGAGAAUGACACACUGACCUCUGACACCAUCGACAAUGAUUUCAAGGAGCUGCACAGUGAGGUGGACGCCGCUUUCUCCUAUGAAAAUCACCUUUACUUGAUCAAGAAUAACAAUUUGUAUGUUUACCAAGUCGGUGAGCCCCACACCCACCUCGAUGGUUACCCCAAGCCUGUGAAGGAGGAGCUGGGCAUUGAGGGUCCCAUUGAUGCUGCAUUCGUCUGUGAGGACCAUCACAUUGCUCACAUUAUCAAAGGUAAUCACAUGUAUGAUGUGGAACUGAAAGUCACCCCACGUAAGGCAGGCAACGAGCGUCCAAUCGGACCCUUCAAGAGAGUCGAUACUGCUAUGUGCGGUCCCGGAGGAGUUAAGGUGAUCAUAGGAAAUCACUUCUACCACUUUGAUAGCACCAAACUGCUUUCUACUGCCAGGUCCCUGCCUGAGCAGCACAAAGUGUCUCUGGAGCUGUUUGGCUGUGAUCACUAGGACUGAAUGGGUUGUGCAGAUCAUCGCAUACAACACAGUGAAAUAUGGAAAAACAGGAGGCGCCACAUGACAAGUCACUAAGCUUUUGACUAAGAGCACUUACAGCUGAUGCAGUAUUUCAUACCCAUUGUUUCCAUUCCAUGUCUUACCUCAAAGUAGCCUUCUUUAAUUCAUUUAGAGGGUUGUUGCUUUUCAUGCUAAAGCUCUGUGGUCCUCCACGCAAAGUGUGCUACCAAGAAGGCAGAUGUUUGUCUGUGAUUCGUUUUGUACAGUGCUGUUGUGAAUAAAGCAAAGUGGCAACAAUCAA
Oreochromis niloticus (Nile tilapia) is the source of this 1988-nucleotide messenger RNA. RefSeq names its product hemopexin a (gene hpxa). The record is from RefSeq and is a predicted model, not a curated record. Bases 32 to 1681 code for a protein of 549 amino acids. The transcript has 10 exons. NCBI's taxonomy places the organism in Eukaryota, Metazoa, Chordata, Actinopteri, Cichliformes, Cichlidae.